UACAAGUCGGACAAUGACGUCUGUGCCUGUAAGUUAUACACUACGGGAGGGAGGGAGAGGUGGGUGGAGGAGGUGGAGGAGGAGGCGAUGAUGGAGGGAGGGUUGGUUGACACCCUUUGCAACAAACCUGCCUACUGUAACAAAGCCAGGACACAACCAGCCGCUGACGGGCCGUGAUGCUGCGCUGUUUUGGGGAUAAAUAACUUUUUUAAAUUACAAAAUAUUUUUAAGGUAAACAAUGUAGUCUUUGCAUUCAGUUCAUGGUGAACACAGUUGAAGUUGGAUCCGAAACAGAAACAGCAUGUGAAUAUGUUGGAUACGUUAUUUUGCCUGGUAUUUUUUUAAUGCACCAAAGACAUACGCAGGAUCCCCCAUCAUGGAUACUACAUGGGAGGGAAUUAGCCCAGCCAAUACAAGAGCUCUGUUACUGGCAUGUGUUACUCUGCUGUUGUUCCUCCACCUGUGGCGCUGGCUCCAGCGGCAGCGGUCGGACCCCGGCCCGCCCGGCCCGCCCGGUCCGUUCGCCUGGCCGUUCGUCGGGAACGCUCCGCAACUUGGCAACGCGCCGCACCUGUAUUUCGCCCGCAUGGCAAAGAAAUACGGCAACGUCUUCCAGAUCAAACUGGGCUCCCGGACCGUGGUGGUGCUGAACGGGGUCUCCAUCAAGCAGGCGCUGGUCAAGCAGGCACCGGAAUUCGCCGGCCGACCGGACUUCACCUCCUUCCAGUACAUCAGCAACGGGAACAGCCUCGCGUUCGGCACCAUCACGAACUGGUGGAAGAUGCACCGCAGAGUGGUCCAGUCCACCGUGCGCAUGUUUUCCACCGGGAACCCGCAAACCAAAAAGGCGUUUGAGCACCACGUUCUCUGCGAGGUCAAGGAGCUGCUGCAGCUGUUCGUGGAGAAAACCAGGCGGCACCAGUACUUCCAGCCCAUGACGAACCUCGUGGUGUCCACGGCCAACAUCAUGAGCGCGGUGUGCUUUGGGAAACGGUACUCUUAUGAGGACGAGGAGUUUCUGCAGGUGGUGGGCAGGAAUGAGCAGUUCACCAAAACGGUGGGGGCAGGGAGCAUAGUGGACGUGAUGCCCUGGCUCCAGUACUUCCCCAACCCCAUCAAAACCAUAUAUGACGACUUCAAGCUGCUUAACCUGGAGUUUAACGCGUUCAUUCGAGACAAAGUUCUCGAACACAGAAAGAACUUCCAGUCGAGCGUCAUCAGAGACAUGACUGACGCCUUUAUACUGGCGAUGGACCAGCUGAGAGACACAUCGGGGCUCUCAUCGGGGAAGGACUAUGUGGCCCCCACAAUGGGGGACAUAUUUGGAGCGAGUCAAGACACCCUGUCAACUGCACUGCAGUGGAUCAUCCUCUUACUUGUCAAGUUCCCCGAGAUGCAGGCGCGUCUCCAGCAGGAGGUGGGCAAGGUGGUGGACCGCAGCCGGCUGCCCUCCAUCGAGGACCAGCUGCAGCUGCCUUAUGUCAUGGCCUUCAUCUACGAGGUGAUGCGCUUCACCAGCUUCGUGCCGCUCACCAUCCCCCACUCCACCACGACGAACACCUCCAUAAUGGGCUAUGCCAUCCCGAAGAACACGGUCGUCUUCGUCAACCAGUGGUCCAUCAACCACGACCCGGCCCUCUGGGCCCACCCGGAAACCUUCGACCCCCAGCGCUUCCUGGGCCAGGACGGAGCGCUGAACAAGGACCUGACCAGCAGCGUGCUCCUCUUCUCCCUGGGCAAGCGGCGGUGCAUUGGUGAGGAGCUGUCCAAGCUGCAGCUGUUCCUCUUCACCUCCCUGAUCGUCCACCAGUGCCACAUCACCACGGACCCGGAUCGGCCGGUCAAAAUGGACUUCAGCUAUGGCCUGACUCUGAAACCGCACGCCUACUCCAUAGCAGUGACUCUGCGUGAAGAUAUGAGGCUGCUGAAUGCGGCUACCAGUCCCUGAGGAGGUCAAGGUCCAGCCGUUAUUAGACUCUUAAACAGAAAAAUAUAUACAUUUAUAAGCAAAACAAAUGAAAGUUGAAACACAAAAGACUAAUGAACUAUUGCUCAUUUAUAAGCUGAAAUCUCAGGCUAAAUUCUUAUCACAGAUUCCUGACAAAUCUUUAAGAAAUAUAGUGCCAGGAAGGAACAGAUGUGGCAUCGGUUUCAUAGGAGCAUUGCUGCAAGAAUCAAUUGAUAUGCAUCUUCGCUUUCAAAUUAACAGGUCACCAAUGUCAGCUUUUCAGGAAUCCCUACAAUUUGGCCGCCAUUUUAAUAAUGUUCUUCUCAACAAAGGGUUACCAUGUCAAACUUCCUGAAACGUGCGUUUGAUAAAAAGGUUGAACAAUCAGAGCCGGAGACGUUCAUUGUGACAAAAGGUCAGACUCGUGACCGAUGCAGUGAUUCUGCGCCAACAGGCAAAUAAGCUCAUGGAGUGCAUCAGCAUUUUUAGUCUAAUGUCUACCCACAACAUGUCUUUCAUACAUAUAGUGUAAAAGCUUAGUUACUUAGGAAUAAGGACUAUGAAAUGUCAAACACCAUUCUAAGUGGAAGGCUUUUCAUCGAACACACUCUGAAUCUACUGUAGAUGCCGUUUAGAAAAGGAUGAGGCAACGAGGUGUCGGGGUACGCCGAACAGACCUGCUGCGAGCAGGCCUUCUGCCUGUGCCUGUGAUCUGCUGUCCAAUGCCAGUGUGAGAAGACUAACAUUACAUCAGUGUUAUUUAGUUGCUUUUUUUGUUGCUGUUUUUGUUUUAAGUUUGAAUGUUGUAAAAUGCUGCUAUAUGGAAAACCUUUUCACUUCGUAAUUUAAUUCCCAUGCUCAAGAUGCCAGUACUCCCGUUCUCUAUUCUUCUUCUUUGUGUUCUUUUUUAUUUACAGACAUAUUUAUGCUGUCAGGUUGGGACACUGGGGAUAUAUAUUUAAUGUCUUCCGUAGACUCAUGUAAGCGCCGCUUCAGCACGAGAGACUAAUGCACUGA
Molecule: messenger RNA, 2965 nt
Organism: Cyclopterus lumpus (lumpfish)
Lineage: Eukaryota; Metazoa; Chordata; Actinopteri; Perciformes; Cyclopteridae
Gene: cyp1b1
Product: cytochrome P450 1B1
Exons: 3
Coding region: 377-1948 (523 amino acids)
Biological process (GO): progesterone metabolic process; hormone biosynthetic process
Molecular function (GO): heme binding; iron ion binding; oxidoreductase activity, acting on paired donors, with incorporation or reduction of molecular oxygen, reduced flavin or flavoprotein as one donor, and incorporation of one atom of oxygen
Source: RefSeq, a predicted model, not a curated record